UAUCCCCUUUGUUGAAUGAUAGACAAGGAUAGCAAAACCAUUGCCGGCCAUCGCAUGCCUGAUGUAGGAUGCAACGGCAAGGAGAUGCUUUACAAAGAUGCGGACGUCGAAGACGAGAAGAAAGAGCAGCACAAAAGAGAAGAAGAUGACAACAACGAACGAGGAGAGGAGGAGGAGGAAGAAGAAGAAGAGGAGGAUGAGGGUCUGACAGCCCUUGUGGCAGUACCCCCUGACGGGGGUUGGGGGUGGGUGGUUGUUUUUGCAUCGUUCUUCUGUAACGCUCUAGUGGAUGGACUUGUAUUUUCGUUUGGCGCGUUUUUGAGUCAGAUACCUGAGUCCCUAAACGAGAGCAAAGCGGCUGUUUCGCUGAUUGGAUCACUGUUGUCUGGAUUCUAUCUGAUUGCUGGUCCAGUAGCAAGCGCCCUAGCCAACCGCUACGGAUUUCGUUCAGUAACCGUUGUCGGCAGUGCUAUAGCAUGUACAGCUUUCGCCAUAUCUUCAAUUUCAAACAGUGUGGCCUCUCUAUGCUUUUGGUAUGGACUAGUUGGAGGUCUAGGAUUCGGCCUAAUCUACGUGCCGGCAGUGAUCUCAGUGGGCUUCUACUUCGAGCGAUGGCGAGCCCUGGCUACUGGAAUAGCCAUGUGUGGAUCUGGCAUAGGCACCUUUGUGUUGGCACCCUUCACCACAUAUCUGCUGCAGGAGAUUGGCUGGCGGGGGACUAUGCUCAUACAGGCUGGUCUAAUUCUGAACUGCGCGAUAUUCGGCCUGCUAUUCCGGCCCCUGAAGCCUCGACGCGUGCCGCUCACCGAUGACGUCACUCGAUCAGCUGAUGACCAGCAGACGACAAAUGACCUUGAACAGACGACAGAUGACCUUGAACAGGGCGCAGUGCCUCUGCUCAUGCGCAUCAAAAUGGCGCGCCAACUGCAGCAGGCUCGCCAACGCAACGACUCAACAGCCAGCAGCUGUUGUUUGGAACACGAGCUGUUUGUCAGUGAUGCCAACGCUCACAACCGAAUGCUCAACAACAACUCUGUUUAUCCUACUAUCAAACAGGUAUUGGACGGUAGCUAUGAUUCGCUGCAUAUGAGUGCAGGCAACCUCAAGCUGCAUCCGCGUCUCGACGCCGUUCUGCUGACGUCAGCAAACCCCCCACCACCCCCCAUCUACCCGGAGAGCAUCACCGGUGAGCUGCACAAGCCGCAACAUGAGGACGGGAAGAGGGGUAGCAGAUCGCUUACCCCCACCACGGAGACACUUCUGGGUGGAAAUGGAAAUAAUAUGUAUAAAGCAGCCGUGAUUAGCAGACAGCUAAGCAUUACAAGACGUAGCAGCAGUGUGGGACCUGGUGUAAGGUCACGUGCUAUGAGCAACUCUUCGGCAACAUCGUGUGGACGUGUUAGCAACAAAGUUGAUGUGGGAGGUGGCAUUAGGUCUCGUACUAUGAGCAAUUCGUCGGCAACAUCGUAUGGACGAGUUGGCAACAAAGUUGAUGCGACCCUUGGUAGUCGGCCCUUGUAUCGUGAUGAUAUAUUCUAUGCGGGCAGUGUUAACAAGUUGCCUCAGUAUACGUCGCAGAUUAGUGGUUUAGAGUACACACUGUCAGUAACGAGACUGCCAACAUGGAACGACGUGAACGAAGAGGCAGAAAAGGCAUGCCACUUGUGCCCUGAGGCAGUGCGUCGUGCCCUUGCAACACUGUUGGACACAUCUGUGCUGCUAUCACCCACUUUCCUUCUAUUGGCCAUCAGUAGCUCAAUCACCAUGAUGGGGUUUUUCGUGCCGUUUAUGUUCAUCACAGACAGAGCGACGAAUCUAGGAGGCAUGGAGCCAGGCACGGCCACCCUGCUGAUAUCGGCGAUAGGCGUGACGAACACGGUGGGUCGGGUGCUGUGUGGAUUGGUGACCAGUACCCUGCCCAAAGGACUGAGUGCACUGCUCAUCAACAAUGUUGCUCUUACUGUCGGUGGGCUGGCCACCAUUGCUAGCGGAUACUCGUUCAGCGUCGCUUACCAGUUUGGAUAUGCUGCUGUGUUUGGCCUGGCUAUCUCAUGCUUCGCAUCUUUGCGUUCAAUUCUGAUAGUGGACCUGAUAGGACUGGAAAAACUGACCAAUGCUUUCGGUCUUUUGCUGCUAUUCCAAGGCCUGUCUGCUGUUGUGGGGGCUCCACUAGCUGGUCUAUUGACAGAUCUGAUGGGCAGCUAUAAUGCAUCGUUUUACUUCUCAGGAACUCUGAUCCUCAUCUCAGGAAUCAUGUGCUAUCCUCUUAACAGGGUCAACGCCUGGGAAAAACAGAGGCGACAACAAAACUCACCCAAAGUUGUUUGAUAUUGUGCGUCUUCCUACGAGAAAUAUAUUAGAUGACAGCAUCUACGAUGUAUAAUAUAGUGAUUAUCGUGCGUUAUCGUACGAAAUUCAGCUGAUGAUGUAAAACAGUGAUUGAUACUGUUCGUAAGUGAUUUGCGAGGAAUUCAUUAGAUGAAGAUAUCAACAUCUACGAUGUAAAAAAUAUUGAUUGAUUUUUUGCGUCUUCGUACAAAAUUUGCGAUUAUAUUUGAAUUAUAUUAGAUUACUGUUUCUACGAUUCAUGAGAAAUACAUUUAGGGCCGGUUUCCGAGCUCGGGAUUUUGCUAAGUUCUAGACUUUAAACAGCUGGAGUCAGAAAAUUGGCUUUCUGAAACGGGGCGUAGUCACCGUUUUUAUGAUAAUCUUUAUUUUCUCAUUUCUAUAAUUGGAAACGUUUUUCCUUGACGAAAUGAAACAUUCCUAAAUGAUUCAAAAUAGUCUAUCUGAAACUGUACACUAUUUUUCUCUGUAUUCUAUUUUGUGUUCAAUCUUCUAGUUUUUCGAAAUUCAAUUUAAACGUGGACUGCGACUACGCCCCGUUUCGGAAAGCCAAUUUUCUGACUCCAGCUGUUUAAAGUUUAGAACUUAGCUAAAUCCCGAGUUCGGAAACCGGCCCUGAGUUAGAUUACAGCUUCUACUCCGUAAAAUAAUGGAGGAAAACUGUACAGUGAGUAACUUAGUCUGAGGUAUAGAUUGUCUAAAACCAUCUACAAUCCUGUUGAAAAACAGUAUAGAUUGUCUAAAAUCAUCUAGAAUCCUGUUGAAAAACAGUAUAGAUUGUCUAAAAUCAUCUAGAAUCCUGUUGAAAAACAGUAUAGAUUGUCUAAAAUCAUCUAGAAUCCUGUUGAAAAACAGUACAGAUGAACUAAAUCCUGAAAUAAGCUAUAGAUUGUAUGGAAUCAUCUAAAAAAUAUAAAGCGGUCAAUUAUAGACGUGAAAUAUUUGUACAAUAUAGUGCUCACUUAUAACGUCAGGUCACACAACUGUAAAGGUGCGUACAGAUAUACGCGCCGCGAACAUGAGCAAUUCACUUUUAAUCAGUUGAUUAUAUCUGUAUUUUUACAGAAACGGUAAGAUACAGAUAAUUAUA
This is a messenger RNA of Nilaparvata lugens (brown planthopper), 3436 nucleotides long. Its product is annotated as monocarboxylate transporter 2. Bases 16 to 2328 code for a protein of 770 amino acids. Lineage: Eukaryota; Metazoa; Arthropoda; Insecta; Hemiptera; Delphacidae. The record is from RefSeq and is a predicted model, not a curated record. Gene Ontology annotation, molecular function: monocarboxylic acid transmembrane transporter activity. Gene Ontology annotation, biological process: monocarboxylic acid transport; transmembrane transport. The transcript has 12 exons.